UUUGCCCGACCAAGUGUAGUUUCUGGAGGGUAUUUUUGCUCUGGAGCAUUUGGGGAGACUAUGUGCUUUCGGUGCUGGCUUGCCCUGCCAAUUGCCUUUGCAGCAAGACAGACAUCAAUUGCAAGAAGCUGGAUGACGGGAACCUCUUCCCUCUCUUGGAAGGGCAGGAUUCAGGCACCAGCAAUGGCAACACCAGCAUCAACAUCACUGACAUCUCCAGGAACAUCACUUCGAUACACAUAGAGAACUGGAAGAACUUGCAGACGCUGAAUGCUGUAGACAUGGAGCUGUACACGGGACUCCAGAGGCUGACAAUCAAGAACUCAGGACUUCGCAGCAUCCAACCGCGAGCCUUUGCUAAGAACCCUCAUCUGCACUACAUAAACCUCUCCGGUAACCGGCUCACCACACUAUCCUGGCAACUCUUCCAGACACUGAGACUUUUUGAACUGAGCCUCGAAAGUAACUUUUUUUAAUGCAGCUGUGACAUCCGCUGGAUUCAGCUCUGGCAAGAGAAGGGUGAAGCAAACCUGCAGAGCCAAGAACUGUACUGCAUGAAUGUGGAGGCUGCUGUCAUUCCCCUGCAGGAAAUGAACAUCAGCCAGUGUGAUCUGCCUGAGAUCAGCGUCAGCCACAAUAACUUGACGGUGCGGGAAGGCGAGAACGCGGUGAUUACCUGCAAUGGCUCAGGGUCGCCACUGCCUGAUGUAGACUGGACGGUUGCAGAUCUGCACUCCAUCAAUACGCAUCAGACGAACCUCAACUGGACCAAUGUUCAUGCCAUCAAUCUGACCCUGGUGAAUGUCACCAGUGAGGAUAACGGGUUCCUCUUGACGUGUAUUGCUGAGAACGUGGUGGGAAUGACCAAUGCCAGCGUGCUGCUCACAGUCUACUAUCCCCCGCGCAUCCUGAGCCUGGAGGAGCCAGAGCUGCGCCUGGAGCACUGCAUUGAGUUUGUGGUGCAUGGGAAACCAGCACCCAGCCUCCACUGGCUGCAUAACGGCCAGGUCCUUAGGGAGACAGAGAUCAUCCGCAUGGAGUUCUACCAGCAGGGCGAAGUGUCUGAGGGUUGUCUGCUCUUCAACAAGCCUACUCACUACAACAACGGCAACUACACCCUCGUGGCCACCAACCCGCUGGGUACCGCCAACCAGACCAUCAAAGGGCAUUUCCUCGAGACGCCCUUUCCAGGGGGUACAGAUAACUUUGUGUCAAUUGGUGACUAUGAAGUGAGUCCCACCCCACCUAUUACUGUGACCCACAAACCAGAGGAGGAUACGUUUGGGGUGUCCAUAGCAGUGGGGCUUGCAGCUUUUGCGUGUGUCCUCUUGGUGGUGCUCUUUAUUAUGAUCAACAAAUAUGGUCGCCGGUCCAAGUUUGGGAUGAAAGGUCCUGUGGCAGUGAUCAGUGGGGAGGAGGAUUCUGCCAGCCCCCUCCACCAUAUCAACCAUGGCAUCACCACACCCUCGUCGCUGGAUGCUGGCCCGGACACGGUGGUGAUCGGCAUGACCCGUAUUCCUGUCAUCGAGAACCCCCAGUACUUCCGGCAAGGCCACAACUGCCACAAGCCAGAUACAUAUGUUCAGCAUAUUAAGAGGAGAGACAUUGUUCUGAAGAGGGAACUGGGAGAAGGUGCCUUUGGGAAGGUGUUCUUGGCCGAGUGCUACAACCUUAGCCCCACCAAGGACAAGAUGCUGGUGGCUGUGAAGGCUCUGAAAGACCCCACGCUGGCAGCCCGCAAGGAUUUCCAGAGGGAGGCAGAGCUGCUCACCAACCUGCAGCACGAGCACAUCGUCAAGUUCUAUGGGGUCUGUGGCGACGGGGACCCUCUCAUCAUGGUCUUUGAAUACAUGAAGCAUGGGGACCUGAAUAAGUUCCUGAGGGCGCAUGGCCCAGACGCUAUGAUCCUGGUGGACGGGCAGCCUCGACAGGCCAAAGGGGAACUGGGGCUGUCCCAGAUGCUGCACAUCGCUAGCCAGAUUGCCUCUGGCAUGGUAUACCUUGCCUCCCAGCACUUCGUCCACAGAGACCUGGCCACCAGGAACUGCUUGGUGGGAGCCAACCUGCUGGUAAAGAUUGGAGACUUUGGGAUGUCAAGAGAUGUCUACAGCACUGAUUACUACAGGGAAGGGCCGCAUCCGAAGGGCCAAUGCAGCGCAGCGUGGCAGCGGCAGAGACUAGCACGACCAGCAGCUAAAACAGUUGGAGGACACACCAUGCUGCCCAUCCGCUGGAUGCCCCCGGAGAGCAUCAUGUACCGGAAGUUCACAACAGAGAGUGACGUAUGGAGUUUUGGGGUGAUCCUCUGGGAGAUCUUCACAUAUGGGAAGCAGCCCUGGUUCCAGCUCUCAAACACAGAGGUCAUCGAGUGCAUAACCCAAGGCCGAGUCCUGGAGAGGCCCCGUGUCUGUCCCAAGGAGGUUUAUGACAUCAUGUUGGGCUGCUGGCAGAGGGAACCUCAGCAGCGGCUCAACAUCAAGGAAAUCUACAAGAUUCUUCAUGCUCUGGGCAAGGCCACACCAAUCUACCUGGACAUCCUUGGCUAGCAGUGGCCACUUGUCAAAAAUUCCUGCUCCUUCCUUCCUCUGUCCUCCCUACCUCCUCUUCUCCCCAGGCCCUUCAGCUCCCAAGCAAACAUCUUCAUAUAAACUCAAGUGCCUGCUACACAUACAACACUGAAAAACAAAACAAUCUGUAAGGCAGUUUGGCUUAUAUAUAUUUAUAGAUAUAUAGAUAUAGAUAUAUAUACCUUCUACACCAAUACAGAAAGAAGCUGCUGUUACAGAAACUCUAAGACUUAAAAAAAAAAAAAAAAAAAAGGAAGAGAAGAAACUUAAAGUACUUAAAAAAAAAAAAAGAGGAGGAAUCCUUCCCCCAAGCUGUGGAGCAGUGAAAUGUGACCCCACUGUGCGUUGUCCGGUUGGGCUGAGCUCAAGACUCCUGCAAGCGCAGAGACGCAGUCCCAGGGAAAAGCUCUGGGAGGAGGCCCUGCCCCGUUUGUAAGAUAUGCACUGAAUGUGUAACUCCGUCCCUCCGCCCCCCCAUGGGGUUUAGGCUCUGAGCCAGGGCAGUGCCCCGGAGGAACUUAAGAUUCUACCCACCCACCUUUCCACUCUUUUCCUCCUUUCAACAUUGCAGGACAAUUUUUCUAAUUUGCCGAUUCUUAAACGUAUCGACUCAAGGCUUUUGGAACAUACAGUAAAGGAUCGCGGCACCUACGGGUAAACCACACAUGCGGAACAGCCACACUCCCACAGAACGCAGACGUCAGGACCGUAACCGCUGCCCAGAGACAGCCCUUGGUCAGACUCUGGAAAUAGUCCUGGGGACUAGAGCAGUUGCCUGUGAAGCCAUACAGAGAGCAGAGCUGGGGCGGGACCUGAAGCACCAUUCUAAGGAUCCUUUGACUGCACUUCGGCAUGCGAGACAGGCACCAAACCCACGCAUCACCCUCCUCCCCUCCAAAGAGGGGAUGGUUUUGAAAGCAAAUUCCACCUCCCUGCUUACUUUGCCAGGGGACGUGCUAGAGAUGGGAGGAGAUGGGGCAAAUUCAUCCCUGGUGCAAUGCCGAUGAAAGCAGCCCCCCUCCCUCAGCAUGUGGAAUCUGACUUGCACUGCUGCAGGGGUGCUCUUCAGGGUUAGUAUGCCAUGCUGCCCCUCCUCCCUGCCCCCACGUCCCCCAUCUACUGCCCUCUCCCUUGGUCCAGUACCUGCCAAAAGGGAGCGGGGGUGGGGUGCAGGAGAAACAAAGAGGCCUGGGAGAUGGCUGGAAACCUAUCAGCACCUGCCCAGGCCACGUUGACAUUCCCCUCACGUCGCCAGGCCCUGAAAGGAUUGAUGCAUCUGCCUUUGAGCGGCUGUGAAAAUGCAGAAGCUGAAGAAUAGCUUCACAGGCAACCCGGGGAGUGGGGGGAGGGGACAGUGGUGCCUUCCUAAAGAGACGGCCGCAAAUGGCCACUGCCGCCAGCCUCGCAUGUCUAUGAAGACAAAGGCCUGGCCAAGGAGAGGAGGACAGCCAGGGGAGGGGAGGGAAGCAGGCCCCAUUCUAGGCCCCCAUCAGUAAAAGGAAUCCGCGUCCUGGUGGAAGGCUUCCUCAGAGUCAGGCGCCUGCUAGGUGCAGGCCUGGGAAACAAACAUUUCUGGUCUGUUUCUCCUCCGGGGCAUGGAGGACGAGGGGCCAACGUGCUGCACGGUGGCUCUAAUCACAAAGAGGGCCCGGGAACAGUAACAGUUGUCCAGGCAGGGUCUGACAGGCGACUGCUGCAAACACAGAAAUAGCUGGUUGGGAUGUGGCCCUUGUCAUUAAAGGAGUGGGGAGAUCCCCCCAGCAUCUCCUGCCCAGAGCAAUCGACAGCUUUUGAGAAAACAAGCUGCUGUCUAGAUGGAGACAUGGCUGUGGCAUGCUGCACUGAGGAAAACCCCCAUCCCUUCGCCCCUACAAUCACUCCAUUCAGCUGGAGCUGUCUUGUUCAUGGCUUACAUCAGCAGAAGGGCCCUGGCAUAGCACAGGGAAGCCAGGGGGAGGCCUCUCAGGUGCUGGUGGAGCGCAGUCUGCAGGAUCUAAAGCUGCUGGAGUGGGACGGGUGCAGCGGCGUAUGUGGCUCAAGGGGUGCUUAGAGGCAUUGAUGAGUGGAGUGGGGGGGGGGACAGAACAUGGCU
Pelodiscus sinensis (Chinese soft-shelled turtle) is the source of this 4659-nucleotide messenger RNA. NCBI's taxonomy places the organism in Eukaryota, Metazoa, Chordata, Testudines, Trionychidae. The record is from RefSeq and is a predicted model, not a curated record.